CUGCUGCCUGCAACAACCUCACUCGCGUGAUUCCACAAACGGGCGUCACGCGCAUUAUCCGGUUAAUUUACAUACAAAACACCGCCCAGGGGGACGAACAUGAUAAUCUACCAUCGACUGAAAGCAAACCGUGCGGAGGGAAGAAAAAAACAGCCGAAAAAAAGUUUGGAAGGGAGAGAGCUGUUUUAAACCGAGCGGAGUGUUUCGAUUCAGACGGAGAGGCGCUUGUCGGGCUCUUUGCCCCACUUUUGGAUUACGGAUAUGGACGCUUUGAAAUCCGCUGGAAGGGCAAUUAUACGGAGCCCCAGUAUCGCCAAACAGUCGUGGGCUGCUGGAAGACAUAAAAAGCUUCCAGAGAACUGGACGGACACAAGGGAGACCCUUCUGGAGGGCAUGGCGUUCCAGCUCAAGUACCUCGGGGUCACAAUGGUUGAGCAGCCCAAAGGAGAGGAGCUGUCUGCGGCUGCUGUCAAGAGGAUAGUGGCCACGGCCAAAGCCAGUGGAAAAAAACUCCAGAAAGUCACGUUAACGGUCUCCCCACGUGGAAUCAUCCUUUACGACAGUGCCUCCAACCAGCUGAUAGAAAACAUCUCCAUAUACAGAAUAUCAUAUUGCACAGCGGACAAGAUGCAUGACAAAGUUUUUGCCUACAUCGUCCAGAGCCAACACAAUGAGACUCUGGAGUGUCACGCCUUCCUCUGCACUAAGAGAAAAAUGGCCCAGGCGGUAACCCUAACAGUGGCUCAGGCUUUCAGAGUGGCGUUUGAAUUCUGGCAGGCAGCCAAGGAAGAGAAAGAGAAGCGAGUGAAGUCAGGUUCAGAUGGAGAAGGAGCCAGCAACUCCCAGUCGGACAGCUCGGCCAGCCUGGGCAGCCUGAAGGGAGGAGAGGUAGCCACAGGAAAACUUCUGGAUUUGGCAGAGGGAGCCAAUGUGGCGCUGGUCCACUCAGGAACAAAGCAGACUGAAUCGGAUCCCUUUAUGGUGCAUAAUCACGCUACAGAGAACAACAAUACUGUAUGGGAGUUGGAGGACGGUCUGGACGAGGCUUUCUCAAGACUCGCUGAGUCUCGCACUAACCCCCAGGUCCUGGACAUUGGGGUAAACCCUCAGGACUUCAACACUGAAGAGUGCCUGUCCCCAGGCAAAUGGGACCAAGAGGACACAGACUUCAGCACACAAAAAGGCACUUUCUAAAGUGAAGCCUCUGCCAAGAAGAGAAAACAGGGAAACACGAGGAGGACUAAUCGAAAACACGGUCGGAAACUGAAGUGAUAGACAUUUGUGACAUCAGUAAGGUUUCCCACCUUCUCACUGUUGCCAAGUCGUCUCAGUGGUUGAGUCCCGUGGCUCUCUGAUGCAUCUGCGUCUACAGAGAAGGACAGCAUGAGCAAGCUGCUCACAGAACAGGCCAAAGCAAUACAAACUAAUUUACCCCUUUUCUAUGAAAAAAAAUGCAGUCAUUUAAUGUUUGUUACAGUCAGUGUAUAACUUCCUUUUUGUGUCUGUUUACCCAUUCACUGUUAGUAAUAUGUUUGUGGUAUGUGCUUGUGUACAUUGCGUUAAAGUGCGUGUGUGGAUGUACAGAACAUAAGUGUACAAAGUGAUAUGAGAAAUAUGAUUUGUUGAGUUUUGAACAAGUCGUUACAUGAGGUAAAGGUCAAAAAGGGUGCUGUCAUAUAUUUUAUUUACUCAGAGAUGGAGAAAUGGAACUGGAUCAGAGGGAAAGGUCACGAGUGAAGGCCACCGAUGCACUAGUAUAGGACAAAACAAAGUUACUACCUAUAUGUGCUUCAAGGAUUCAGCCUCUCGUUGGGCGACAAAAGCUUUAAAAAAAAAAAAAAGUGUGCAUGUUUUGGUCAGAGAGUGUUUGUGUGGAAGAUGGAUGAGAACAAAAUGACAAUCUUAUUUUUUUUCUAAUGCAAAAUCUAUUUUUGCACUCAGCAUUCAUUCACUUUUAAAAAGCACAUAUUUCAUGUAAGGGAAUUUAAUGUCAGUAAGCAACAAACUCAUUAUUCAGGCUUCAAUGCAGUGCCUAUGUUCACUCUUUUCAUGUUUUGUUGUUUUAACUUUGAAUCACAGUGGAUUCAUUCUGCUUUUCCCCCAAGAUUGGGAGGAAACUGGAAAAAUCCAAAUAGCAGUUUCAAACUAAGCUGGUCAUAAUUCCCACUCUGGCUCGCAGACCUGGAUGUGAAAUUGGAGGCAAGUCAGAGUUGUCAGAGCUGAACUUAAACUUCACAAAUGUUUUUUUUUUCUUUAACCCUGUCAGCAAGUAGCACUAAUCAACUGUGAUUCAUAGUUGAAAAAUCAAACAUGAAGGGACUGAAUGUGUUUUAUCGGCACUCUACCACUGUAUGUUAACUUAUAUUGUUGCAUUGAAUUUGCUAGUUUACUUCUUUUUUUUCGGGAAGAGUUCCCAGUGUUAUUUUGGAAUUUGUUUAUGUAUGAAUUUAAUUUAAUUCAUUAAUUUACAUCAAUUUCAAUAAAAGUCAAAUGAUGUA
Messenger RNA from Plectropomus leopardus (leopard coralgrouper), 2498 nucleotides. It is a transcript of the gene ldlrap1b, whose product is annotated as low density lipoprotein receptor adaptor protein 1b. Gene Ontology annotation, cellular component: early endosome. The record is from RefSeq and is a predicted model, not a curated record. NCBI's taxonomy places the organism in Eukaryota, Metazoa, Chordata, Actinopteri, Perciformes, Serranidae.